Striga hermonthica is the source of this 3129-nucleotide messenger RNA. The record is from the annotation of a GenBank genome assembly. Lineage: Eukaryota; Viridiplantae; Streptophyta; Magnoliopsida; Lamiales; Orobanchaceae.
AUGUCGAGAUCACCUCACCGCGUAUUUGCAACUUUCUGGAGAACAAUUUGGUCGAAAGGUCGGGGAGAGCCGAUUCAAGUCGUCUUUGUGGCUCGCUUUCUCUCUCUGUAUCUACAUCUCCUAUCGCUAUUCAUCUCACAUCCUUUUUCUUCGAUCCAAUCAUCCACUACAACCAUGAGUGAUGAAGGAGACAAGACUUGCCCCCUCUGUGCUGAGGAGAUGGAUUUGACUGAUCAGCAGUUGAAGCCCUGCAAGUGUGGCUAUGAGAUUUGUGUGUGGUGUUGGCAUCACAUUAUGGAUAUGGCUGAGAAGGAUGAGACUCAAGGGCGUUGUCCAGCAUGUCGUACUCCAUAUAACAAGGAAAAGAUUGUUGGAACAGCUGCGAAGUGUGAAAAGCUGGUUACAGAGUUGAAUGUGGAGAAAAAACUUAAGUUACAGAAGGGAAAGGGCAAAACCUUGGAGGGAAGGAAGCAACUUGAAAGUGUGCGUGUCAUCCAGCGGAAUCUCGUCUAUGUUGUAGGCUUGCCUUUGAAUUAUGCAGACGAGGAUAUUCUACAGCGCAAAGAUUACUUCAGUCAGUAUGGAAAGGUGCUGAAGGUGUCAAUAUCAAGAACAGCAACUGGUGCUAUACAACAGUUUGCAAAUAAUACAUGCAGUGUAUAUAUAACAUAUUCAAAGGAGGAGGAGGCAGUCCGGUGCAUUCAGUUGGUACAUGGUUUUGUUUUAGAUGGUAAACCUCUGAGGGCAUGCUUUGGGACUACAAAAUACUGUCAUGCAUGGCUGAGAAAUAUGCCUUGUAGCAAUAAAGACUGUUUAUACUUGCACGAGAUUGGCUCACAAGAGGAUAGUUUUACUAAGGAUGAAAUAAUUUCUGCAUACACAAGAGUUCAGCAAACCACUGGGUCGUCGAAUAAUACUCAAAGGCGUGUGGGGAAUGUGUUACCUCCACCAGGUGAUGAAUACUGUAAUAUUAGCUCGACGUCAGUGAAGCCUAUACCUAAAGCUGCUAUAAACACACAUAAUGUAGCAUGCAGUGCUAGAGUUUCGCCACCAAAUAGUAGCUCGGGAAGAUCUGCUGCUCUUCCAGCUGGGGCAUCAUGGGGCACUCGUCCAGCCAAUAACAGUCAGCCUUCGCCAACAAGUACGCCAUACUUCAAUGCACAAUCUAAUCAGAAACCUGACAUUUCUAGCAGUCCAGUGCCAAUCACUAAGAAAUCGUCGAGCGCGAGUCAAAUAUCUUCAUUGCAGAGUGAUACUGGAAAGAAGAAGGUUCAAAAUCAAGAAAACAGCAUACUUCGAGAAAAAACUAAGAAGGAACCUUCUGCUUCGAAAGAAAAGGAAUCAAAUGCAGAUUGUAGAAUACCUUUAUCCAAUGGUUCAGAGACAUCUGUACAUUUUAUGAAUUUGCCAUCAAGUAGACAGCCCCGCAGUCCGCCAAAAACCAACCUGUCAUUAAAUUCUUCUAAUUUAGUUGAUUCUUCUGUUUUUUCAUCUGGGCCUAUGCCAGACAACAAAUCCGUUGAUCACACAGAUGGAAACCUUGAAAAUGUUUACUCUACUAUAUUAUCAAUGAGCAUUCACGAAAAUCAAGAGGUCCAGAAUGGCUAUGUUGAGCACAAUAGAAAGCCACUGUUCCGUCAAAUAUCUGCAAAAGCUGUAGAUGCCUUGGAUGAUAGAUGCGGUGGUAAUGUCCAGUCUGAUUUUGGACCUGGAAUGCAGAGUGAAGUAACACAACUAAAAUGGCACGGCAGGGAAGAUGACGUGUUAUCUUUUGAUAACCAAAGGAUUAACGAUCCUGAGGUUGCUACUGGUAGAGUGCAAGAGUGUCCCGAUGUAUUGAAUUUAUCAAAGCAUUCUAAUACUAAUUCUGACGAGUUUAGUAAUGUUGGCUGGUCAAUUGGUAUUGGUUUCAACAGGCAGGUUGUGGAUAGAAAUGGGAAUUUGGUGGUUCCAACUCUUAAUUUUCCAAAUGCACGCCCUGAGAAUUUAAUGAGCAGUUUUGAGGGUAAUGAUGCUGGAAAUUUUAAUUUGUUUUCAAGUGAGGAGAGAAGGCCUCUGCUUGGGAGGUAUGAAGGUGAAGCAUCUAGUUCUGGUGCUGACAUGGGGGAAAGCAGCAUAAUAUCAAAUAUUUUGUCAAUGGACUUUGACCCAUGGAAUGAGUCGUUAACUUCACCUCAGAACCUGGCCAAGUUGUUGGGCGAAACUGAUAAACGAGAAGGGUCCUUUGGAGUAUCUGUUCCUUGGAAAAGUCAUAAUAGCAAUCAAUCAAGGUUUUCAUUUGCUAGAGAAGGGGAAACCCCCAAUCAUAUCUCUGGUUCUGAACAAUCUAUUGAUUGCAUUGAACAAAACUUUAGGCAGCAUCCGUUUGGCCAUGCUAUCUCCAGCAACAACAGCUUGUACCUUUCUGCAAGUCGCAAUGGUUUACCUGUUAUCGGUGGUACAGAACCAGAUAAUUUUGUCAGCAAUAAUUCUCAUACCUCUUCUAACAAGCUAUCCGCUUCAAGGUCUCAUAUAUCCGCCCCACCAGGAUUCUCUGUGCCCGGUAGAGCAGCGCCACCUCCAGGCUUUGCUUCUCGUGGAAGAACAGAACCGAUUUUUGAGCCUCUUUCUGGAAAUCAUAUGCAUGAUGCAUCCUCCUCUUUACUAAGAAACCAGUAUCAGACACUCCCUAAUAGUAAUUCUUUUAGCAAUGGUGAUAUAGAGUUCAUGGAUCCUGCAAUUUUGGCUGUUGGCAAAGGGACACUUCCAGGUGGCAUCAACAAAGAAAUGAUGUCUAAUUUUCCUCCGCAAUUAAAUACAUAUGAAGAUGUUAGAUUACAGUCUCUUUUACAGAGAUCUCUCCUCCCACAUCAGAAUCAAAGAUUUACUAAUGAUUUGGGGGAGAGUUUUUCUACCCUUGUCGAUGCUUAUGGACUUCCUUCUAGGAUAGCAGAUCAACCUCUAUCAAGUAAUCUGCCCACAUUUUCUCAGUUUAACCUGCCUCAUCCUAGGAAUGGAAUAAAUCCUAGUGGGAAUAAUUCGGGUAUGGCUGAACUGCUCAAAACCGAGCGGUUAGGAUUGAAUAAGUUGUAUGGUGGUUACGAAGAUCAAAGUUCAGGCAAUCUAUACAACAGGCCAUAUGGGAUUUAA